AUGGAAGUAAAGAACCUAAUUCGUGCUACUGUUGUGUUAUUCCUAUCAGACUGUACAGUCCGGGCUGCAAUUCCAUCAUUCAACGAUUUCGAUCGAGCACGUGAAGAAAUCAUGAAACGCCCAGAAAUUGUGUACGACAGCACAUUUUGCAGUGAGAUCGCUAGUGGAGAGGACAAGGUUGCUUGUCGUCUGAAAGAUAUUCCAUCUAUUGGAUUUUUGGUCUGCAAGAAGGCAAAGUAUGACGAAACACCGUGCAAGGAUAUUAUUGAAACCGAGUUAGCUAACUUUUUGAAACUACGCAGUGAAAAUAUCAACGUUGUCACAGUAGACAAGAAACCUGUUGAAAAUAUAAGAUGUGGAGCUACGACAGACCAAAUGUGUAGUGGAUUUUUGGAAGCAUGGAUUGAUCAAACAUAUGGAGAGUUUGGGCAUGUUCGCGAUCAUAUAGCUGAAGGCACAGUAGGUCAGCUGGUUGAAAAAAUCAUAAAAUUUACCAGGAAAGAUGAACUGCAAACCACCACAAGCGAUCUUAGAAAGAUCGUGGAAUAUAUGCAGCCAUCCUCAAAAGAGCAUAACUACAAACAGAUAUGUGAUCUGCAAGGUUUCUUUCUAAUAGAUGGAGGGUUUCUAAUUAAUGAUACACCAGAAAUUAAUGAGAACAUUGCUACAAAAGGCGUGUGUUGGGACGGAGAACCUACAACGGAGCAAGUUCUUUCGGGUUUGAAGAACAUGAUUGACGCGCUCAAUCACGCAAUGCAUUAGUUGGAUUGGCAAGUUGAAUAUUUCAUUUUUUUAUUAUUGUGAUGCGUUUAGAGAAUAUUUUAACAUUGAAACGCAAUCUUUAUAGUUUUUCUAGAAUAUAGGUAUAAAAGUUUGUGUAUAGCUUCUAUGAGCCGUGCAUAACAAUCAAUUCUUUCACAAGCGUACAAACGGUAAGCUGGAAGCGAAGGC
This is a messenger RNA of Paramuricea clavata, 951 nucleotides long. The record is from the annotation of a GenBank genome assembly. NCBI's taxonomy places the organism in Eukaryota, Metazoa, Cnidaria, Anthozoa, Malacalcyonacea, Plexauridae.